GUGGCUGCUGCUUGGUCCGAGCACGGAGAGAAGGAGGCGACAAAUACUCAGAGAGAGUUGUGUGUUGGUUUGUUCUGCGGGAGAAAGAAAGAAAGAAAGACAUCAGCGAGUCCCGGGAAAGAUUAAAACAGAUGGAAAACGACAUGAAGAAGAAGAUGAAGGAGAGAUUCAGCCUGAGGCGCGACAUCUUCAAGGAGUUCCUGGCGGAAUUUCUGGGCAUCUUUGUGUUGAUCCUCUUUGGAUGUGGUUCAGUGGCUCAGACGGUGCUGAGUAGAGGGGCUGUCGGGGAACCUCUGACCAUCCAUGUUGGUUUCACCCUGGGAGUCAUGAUGGCCGUGUACAUGGCAGGAGGAGUGUCAGGAGCCCACGUGAACCCUGCCGUCUCUCUGGCCAUGGUGAUCCUGGGGAAGCUUCCUCUGAAGAAGUUUCCUGUCUACGUGUUGGCACAGUUCCUGGGUGCUUUUGCAGGAUCCUGCGUCGUCUAUGGUUUAUAUUACGACGCUCUGAUGGAUUUCACCAAAGGAGAAAUGGUCGUCACUGGUGUCAACGCCACAGCUAAUAUAUUUGCAUCUUAUCCUGGAAAACAUCUGUCUGUCGUUAAUGGCUUUGUGGAUCAGGUCGUUGGAAGCGGCGCUCUGAUCCUGUGCAUCCUGGCCAUCACUGACAGGAAGAACAUCGGCGCUCCUAAAGGCAUGGAGCCUCUGUGCAUCGGCCUGGUCAUCAUGGCCAUCGCAGUGUCCAUGGGUCUGAACUGUGGUUAUCCCAUCAACCCAGCGCGAGACCUCGGGCCGCGGGUGUUCACGGCCAUGGCCGGCUGGGGCCUGGACGUGUUCAGAGCUGGUGGUUGCUGGUGGUGGAUCCCCGUGGUCGGUCCCAUGGUGGGCGGAGCCGUCGGAGCGGCCGUUUACUUCCUGUUCAUCGAGCUGCAUCAUCCUGAGCCUGAAAAACAGGAGGAGAACGACGUCCAGGACAAAUAUGAGAUCAUAACCAUGAGUUAGAGAGUGAAACUGUGAUGACACAACACCAUAAUCACCUGUUAAUCACAUGUUAAUCAAAUGUUAAUCACAUGUUAAUCACAUGUUACUCAUAUAUUAAUCACCCGUUAAUCAUCCUCUGUUAAUCCUCUGUUAACCAUAUAUUAAUCAUCUGUUAAUCCUCUGUUAAUCACCCAUUAAUCACAUGCUAAUCACAUGCUAAUCACAUGCUAAUCACAUGUUAAUCACAUGUUAAUCACAAAUUAACCCUAUGUUAAUCAUAUGUUAAUAAUAUGUUAAUCCUCUGUUAACCAUAUAUUAAUCACCUGUUAAUCCUCUGUUAAUCCUUUGUUGAUCCUCUGUUAACCAUUUGUUAAUCCUUUGUUGAUCCUCUGUUAACCAUUUGUUAAUCAUCCGCUAAUCACCUGUUAAUCACCCAUUAAUCACAUGUUAAUGACCAAUUAAUCCUAUGUUAAUCAUAUGUUAAUCAUAUGUUAAUCAUAUGUUAAUCCUCUGUUAAUCCUGCAUGAACCACAAACCUUUCAUUGACCAAAUAUUACAUUCAAAUAUAAACACAUUUUAAUUAGACAUAGUUUUUUAGACAUUAGUUGAUUCCAUGACAUCAUUAUAAGCAUUUUUAUUAUAUUUAUAUUAUGUCCCCAUAUUUCUUUUCUGGAUCUUCUUCUUCUGAUGUUUUUAUUCUGUGACUUUUCAAUCAGGGGCAUUAAAUACAUGCAUUUAUUUUAUUUUAUAUUCAGAUACAGUUCUGUUUCAUCUCCUUCUUUUAAUGUGUUUAUUAAAACAGUGAUUGAUCAGCAUUGUAGUUUUAUACAUAGACAAUUCCAGCCUUAUUAAUAAUAAUAAUAAUAAUAAUAAUAGUAAUAAUAAUAAUAAUAAUAAUAAUGAUAAUAAUGAUGACUAUGUUACUGUGUUAUUUCCAUAACUCUACGUCAUAUUGCUGGAUUUAGAGCCAUAACUUUAUCAACAUAAGACGUUUAAGUGUCCAAAGACACUGGAGCUGCAGGAAAAUAAAGUUUUACAAACUACACAAACACAAACUACCUGAACUUUUCAGAAUCCUGGAUUUUUGUCAUUUGUUUAUAUCGUGUAAUCAAAGAAAUGUGAAUUUGCAAAGACAAAUCAGCAGGUUUUAAGCUGUAAUUAUAUUAUAUUAUAUUAUAUAUAUUCAUUCUAAGAACAUUCUGUUACCAACACAGUUUGACAACUUUAACCUCACGCAGACAUUUACAGAACGUUGUAACUGCUUUCAGGUAAACAAACUUGUAUAUGCUCAGUGUAAGAUUAGAAUAGAACAACGUGACAAUCCCUUACAUGUCUUUUGAUUUCUUUGUUUUAUAACACGUUUAUAACACGUUUAUAAGACCGUAUGUGGCCUACAUAGAUGAGUUAAUAGAGUAUGCAUGUUUGUAAAUGUCUGUGUCCAUGAAUCUGUUCAGAUAUUCACUCUGUAUAUAUUAUAUUAUAUUAUAUUAUGUAUAUUAUUCACUCCUGUGCAUGUGACAUAAUAUUGUUAUUGUUGAGAAUCUUGUUACAACAAAGUCGCCGUAAAAAGUCAGUAAAGAACGUUUACACUGAAGUCAAUAAAGAAUAAAUAAAGGAAUCAGCUUUACCCUCA
Solea senegalensis (Senegalese sole) is the source of this 2610-nucleotide messenger RNA. RefSeq names its product aquaporin 9b (gene aqp9b). The record is from RefSeq and is a predicted model, not a curated record. Gene Ontology annotation, molecular function: water channel activity; urea transmembrane transporter activity; glycerol channel activity. NCBI's taxonomy places the organism in Eukaryota, Metazoa, Chordata, Actinopteri, Pleuronectiformes, Soleidae. The transcript has 6 exons. The coding region runs from base 132 to 998 and encodes 288 amino acids. Gene Ontology annotation, cellular component: basolateral plasma membrane; plasma membrane. Gene Ontology annotation, biological process: water transport; glycerol transmembrane transport.